Molecule: messenger RNA, 1428 nt
Organism: Botrytis fragariae
Lineage: Eukaryota; Fungi; Ascomycota; Leotiomycetes; Helotiales; Sclerotiniaceae
Exons: 2
Coding region: 1-1428 (475 amino acids)
Source: RefSeq, a predicted model, not a curated record
AUGGGUUUCAUCUUUGGCAAAUACAUCUUUAUUAUGAUUCAUUCAUCACUACUCCUUGGUUCUUGUUAUGCAGCUCCUGCGGCUGGAAUUGAUCCAUCUCGAGCUUCUAUAUUGAGCCAGCAAGCAUAUAAUCUAUGCCUCUACAGGUCGUCUCUUGGAUCUGAACACAAACCUUGUACCGCAUUCGGCGUCUCUGGUCUUCCCCCCAUUACCACUGUCAUAACAAGUCACGAGUCCACAGCAACGUUCAUUGCAUCAUUCCUUACCGAAUAUGCAGCUCUUACUAGUCCUAUUGUUAUGAAUACCAUAGUUGAUGGCACUAGCACGCAAGUAUCUGUGGGUGAACUAGGUCAAGUCUGGGCACAGCUUGGAGAUGUACGAAUUCCUCAUCCGACCGAAGCCCCGGAACCUCCCCACGCGAGUGAGAAAGAGGUGAAAAGAGCAGUUGUCAAAACGACCAAGAAAACUACCGCGAUCCAACAGCCUACAACAAAAAUUGCAACACCAACCACAACCACCCAAGCUCCUCCACAGACCACUACCUCAAAAACUUCAUCUGCUAUUGUUUUACCGCAAAGUAGUACCACUACUACUUCUGCUGUGAUCCCAAGUUCAACAUCAAAGACAUCUUUGAGUAGCUCUCAAUCUACCUCAAGCACACCUAGCGCGGUCUUAUCGGUCUCGUCAGUCUUAUCUGUAUCAUCGGAUUCCGCUACUAAGCCAGUUGCAACGGGAUCUCCCUCCUUAACCACUUCGUCAAUAAUAAGUUCCUCCGGCUCCUCAACAGGCCCUAUCACUGGAACAAUCACCGGAAGUAGUGGAAGUAUCUCAGGCCCAGUCUCAUCUACCCUAUCAGGGUCAUCUACAACAACAUGCAUUGCAUCCACAUACGUCUCUGCUGGCUCCACAUACACUGCCAAAUGUACCGGCGCCCCGGUCUCCUCGAGCUCAACUUGCACGCCGUCCACUUAUGUCACCAGUGGAACCACAAUGACAGCAUCUUGCAAGCCUACCAGUUCCGCGUGUAGCGCAUCGACAUAUGUAUCCAGCGGAUCGACUAUCACGGGUGGAUGUAGCACCACCUCAGCGUGUGUCGCAUCCACUAAGAUAGUCAGUGGUAAAACGACAGUUGCUUCUUGUACUCAAGCUUCUGUAAGAAUUGCUUCAUGGACUACAAACAAAGUCGAGCAGAACGGUAUAAAAGCUACAGCGUUCAAUUCUGUUAAAGCUAGUAGUGUGGCUUCGGGAAUUGACGCGCUUCUUUCGCAGUGGAAUGAGAUGGGCGACAAUUCGACAGAAACCAGCGGAAUAGCAUCGACUUCGGGAAGUAUUCCCAAAACAGCACCCGUUAGAUUGACGACACUUACUACUUCCAAGGUUCCCUUAUCAACUGGUGCGGCCAUUAAAAGAAGGGCGCUCUAUCUUUAA